GCAACUGCCGUCGCUGUUUAUUCGGCAUGAGAUAUCGUUGUUGUGAAUGGAGGCUGUUAUAUUGAGUUAUGCUCACAUAAAGACUGUAUUGCUUUUAUUAAACGAAUAAGGGUGCUGGCAACUCAAUAAGUGUUUUUGUUUCGAACUUUACAGCUAAUAUGUAUUUUAACUCCGCACACAGCAAAUGUAAGCAGCGACAAAACUGAAAUGGUUAGAUUUUAACGUACGAUAUAUAUAUAUAAUGUAACUGACCCUAACUGUGUUAGAGCAAAUGGUUUAACCCAGCGCACAUUGCGGCUGGCGUGUGAAUGUUUUUUUUUUUUUUUCGGCUGGAAGUGAAAGAUCAUUUAUCAGGAUGUCCUCGAGUGAAGAUGCUGUGAUCUCUGCACGCAGCUCAUGGCUGUGCUCUUCACAGAAACAGCUGUAUGAUGUUCUCACCACAACACAAAACAACAGUCCAAGCGAUGACAGGUUUGAACAUGACAGAUGCGACCCUGUGUGUCUGGAUAGAGCUGAGGAGGGCUUGCCGUGCGUUGUCACACUUUUGUGCACACCUAACUCUGCAUCUGUGAUCAGCAGCCUUCAGGUCAUCAGCGAAGCCCGCACUAUUGAAGUGUACUCGCUGUCAGGAGAGUACUGUGGCACCUGCCGUGGAGAGGACGUUCACAGAUCACAAACUGAUGGUGGUGAAGAAAAGAGGCAUUUCUACAGGAAUCAUCUGGUGCUGGAAAACCCUGUUGCAUCCUGUGAGGUGAAGCUGCUCUCUCUCGGUGGCCGCUCAUCUGUGGCUAUCGCCCAUGUGGGUGUGGGACUGGAGGUUGUCAAGGACAGACGAGCCGGGCCGAGUAUAGACCCAGGCAUCGACCUUCAGCGUGUGCAGACUAUGAUGGAGGAGAUGGGUACCACUCUUUCGCCAGGAGCGCAAAACCUCAUGGAACUGGUGCAGUGCCAACAAAAGAAUAAAUCCGACAUGCUCAGUGGAUUCAUUCCUCUGCUUAUGGGAGGAGGAGCCUUGAGCUGUCUGUCUAGAGGAGGCGGAGCUUCUAGUUCUGCAGGAGCAGAGUCAGGCCCAAAUCUACCAUCUGGCCUCGGGCAGCUUCUGUCUACCAGCAACCAGAAUCAGACUCCCGGAGCAAUGUCUGCCCUGCUGAGCUCUGAAACCGGCAUGAUCAACCCAGACCUGCUUCCAAUGCUGCAGACCGUAUGCGGUCAGGUCACGCAGCUCCGUCUGGAAGAAGCCACUUCUCCAGAGAGGAAGAAGAAUGGAGAACGGGAGGGUCAUAUAUGUUGCGGAGGGUUCGAGAAAUUUCUGGAGACUGUUGUAGAGAAGCGAAUGGAUGAGAUGGAGAGAAGAUUAAAGGAACAUCUGGACCUGCGUCUGGAUGCUCUACAGCAGAGACUGGAGAUCACGCUUCAACAGGCACUCUCUCAUAAACAACACCAGUAAACAACACACAGCACUAACCUGAACACUUAAAGCAAGAUCUCCCUCCUCAGCUUUUACUUUAAUGACAACUGUAUAAUCAUGUGAAGGGACAUUUAAUUCUCGUCAGCUGUCCCUUCAUAAUAAAAAAACGAUUGUAACAUUUUUGUUGUGCUAGCAGUCUCUACUGCUUUGCGUGGAAAUGGCUUACGGUUUAACAGCAAUCACGCUCCCGUCCCAAAGAGACUGCACUCAACUCGGUUUAUGUGGUUAACAGCUUGACAAGUCUGUUCCCUAAUGCAAGUCCACAAACGGUAUCGGGUGAUUUUCAGAAAUCACAGCUGCUUGAAGAACUUAACACUGUUGAAACUAUGUAAUAAAUUAUUCGAUCUAAAAGAUACUGCAAAGGUCGCGCUGAUUUGUCACUGUAAAUCGCUUUGUGUAAAUGAUGUUCAUAUGUUUAUACUGUUCAUACUGGAGAACUAAGGACAAAAAAAAAAGAUAUUAAAAAUGUUUAUACUAAAGAAUGA
Puntigrus tetrazona (Sumatra barb) is the source of this 1953-nucleotide messenger RNA. RefSeq names its product chromosome 12 C10orf88 homolog (gene c12h10orf88). NCBI's taxonomy places the organism in Eukaryota, Metazoa, Chordata, Actinopteri, Cypriniformes, Cyprinidae. The transcript is spliced from 6 exons. The coding region runs from base 356 to 1447 and encodes 363 amino acids. The record is from RefSeq and is a predicted model, not a curated record.